AAACUUUUAUUGGACUCUUCACUACUAUACAAAAAGUUUUGCUAGUCCUAUUAAUAGUAGUAAUAACUUUAGACACCAUUAAAUGAUCCCAACAAACCUUUACACUGAUCCUCCUUCCAACCCAAUUAAUUAAUCACUUAUAUAAAAAUCACCAAAAUUUGCACUCAAAAAUCCCAACUCAAAAAUGGCUUAUAACACUUUCAUCAAUAUAUUCCUAAGUCAAUUUUUGUUACUAAUGUCUACAACUUUAGGUGGCAAAGUUCCAGCAAUUAUAGUGUUUGGUGAUUCCUCUGUUGAUUCAGGUAAUAACAACCAGAUUUCCACCAUUCUUAAGAGUAAUUUCGAGCCAUACGGUCGUGAUUUUUACGAUAAAAAGCCAACUGGAAGGUUCUGUAAUGGGCGAAUUCCACCAGAUUUUAUAUCUCAAGGUUUUGGACUAAGGCCAUUUGUUCCAGCUUAUUUGGACCCAAUGUUUAGCAUAUCUGAUUUUGCUGAGGGGGUUUGUUUUGCUUCUGCUGGUACUGGUUAUGAUAAUGCCACUUCUGAUGUGCUUCAUGUGAUACCAUUGUGGAGGGAAUUGGAGUACUACAAGGAAUAUAAUAGGAAAUUAAAAGCAUAUGCAGGCAAAAAGAAAGCCCAAUACAUAAUAAAGGAGUCACUAUAUUUAGUCAGCAUUGGAACAAAUGAUUUCUUGGAAAAUUACUACUCAAUGCAAAGCACACGCUCGUCUCAAUACACUGAAGAACAAUUUCAAGAAUUCCUUCUUCGACUUGCCCAUAAUUUUGUGAGGCAAAUAUAUCAUAUGGGUGCAAGGAAAAUUUCCUUAACUGGACUUCCUCCAAUGGGUUGUUUGCCUUUAGAAAGAGCAACAAAUUAUAUGCGUGGGAAUGGAGAUGGAUGCAAUGAGAAAUAUAAUAAUGUGGCUAAGCAUUUUAAUGUGAAGUUGGGUGGUUUGGUUAAGAGGUUAAAUAAAGAGCUUCCUGGGAUUAGAGUGGUCUUUGCUGAUGCUUAUAAUCUCUUGCUACAAAUGAUCAGAAAACCUCACUCAUAUGGGUUUCAAGUGGCAAGUGUAGCAUGUUGUGGUACAGGAUUAUUUGAGAUGGGUUACUUGUGCGAUAGUUUGAACCCUUUGACAUGCACAGAUGCAAACAAGUUCGUAUUUUGGGACGCAUUUCAUGUCACGGACAAAACAAACCAGAUUAUUUCUGAAUUCUUGUUGAAACACGUCUUUGGACAAUUUUUAUAGUUGCAUUAAUGUGGGAUCAUACUAUGUGGAUUUUGUAGAUUUGGGAACUGGGAGGAUGCAUAUGUGCUUUUCGAUUUUUGGAAUAUGAGUUUGAGAAAAGUACGUACCAUUUUUUAAUCUUAAACAU
This is a messenger RNA of Lycium barbarum (goji berry), 1373 nucleotides long. RefSeq names its product GDSL esterase/lipase At2g04570-like. The coding region runs from base 185 to 1246 and encodes 353 amino acids. The transcript is spliced from 3 exons. The record is from RefSeq and is a predicted model, not a curated record. NCBI's taxonomy places the organism in Eukaryota, Viridiplantae, Streptophyta, Magnoliopsida, Solanales, Solanaceae. Gene Ontology annotation, molecular function: hydrolase activity, acting on ester bonds.